Messenger RNA from Trichomonas vaginalis G3, 885 nucleotides. Its product is annotated as glycine-rich protein family. Lineage: Eukaryota; Parabasalia; Trichomonadida; Trichomonadidae. The transcript has a single exon. Bases 1 to 885 code for a protein of 294 amino acids. The record is from RefSeq and is a predicted model, not a curated record.
AUGCCCAACUCAGGUGGAAAUGGUUCAUAUGUUGCAGGUAAUAUUUACUUGAAAGAGCCAUACAAGUUUUAUUUAUAUCUAGGUGCCAAAGGGGAAGAUCAAUAUAAAGUCGAUGAUUAUAUCAAUCCAUCUCCCGGCGGUUGGAAUUUUGGAGGAUUUGGAGGAGUCGAUAAAUGUGAUAUUUAUCCAGGUAAUCCAACCCCUCCAGAAAGCGGUGCUGGUGGAGGUGGUGCUGUUGAUCUAAGAAUAGAUUAUAUUGACAUAAAUUCUCCCAAUCUUGACCACGAAUUGCUGAGGAAAUCGUUGAUGAGUCGAAUUAUUGUUGCAGGUUCUGGAGGGGGUGCUGUUUCUGAUGGAAAAUCUAUCGGAUUUCCAGGAGGAAAUCUUAAUGCUUUAAACAAUCGUGAAAACAUGUUUGGUGGCACUCAAACCAAAGGUGAGCUAGGGAUAGGAAUGAAUGGAACAAUCACAGACAAAAAUCAAGGAGGCCCAGGCGGUUGUGGUAGUGGAUAUAGAGGCUGCUAUAACACAUUCACAAAUGAUAUGACUGUGCAAUGGUCCUUCCAGGUUGGAGGGUCAGGAGGAAGUUCGUAUAUUAGUGGACAUCCUGGUUGCAUUAGUCCUCAGUAUCCUUCGGAUACAAUUGCAAAUCUGACUACACCAUUCCAUGAGUCUAAUUUCUAUUUCUCGAACACCAUCAUGAAGAAUGGCAAUGAAUCAAUGCCAGAUUCAUAUAGCACAAACAAUAUCGUUGGCCACAUUGGCCAUGGCGUUUGUCGCAUUACCUUUUUAUUCAAUCCUUAUUGUCAAACUCAAUUUGUUUGCUAUCUAAGUACUAUUUCUUUCUUUUUGAAUUCUCUAUUUAUCUUUCUCGUUUCAAAUUAA